AUGAAGUACUAUACUAUUUUGAUACUGCCUAUAUUAAUUGCAGAACAGUGUUAUGUGUAUGAACCAAUAAACUCUGAUAGCAUUGCUACUCUCACAUACACAAGUGGAACUACUGGAAAUCCGAAAGGUGUUAUGCUCACCCAUCAGAAUCUUUUGCAUCAGAUAAAAAACUUAUGGGACAUUGUACCUGCAAAAGUUGGGGAUAGAUUUCUAAGCAUGCUCCCACCUUGGCAUGCAUACGAAAGAGCUUGUGAGUAUUUCAUUUUCACAAACGGUAUUCAGCAAGUAUACACAAACAUGAGGAAUCUAAAGGUUUCUGAUAUUUUGAGUGGGAUCAUGAAGCAGAUAACUACAAGUUCUGCUGUUAGAAAGCUUGUAGCACUAACAUUCAUAAGGGUCAGCUUAGCAUACAUGGACUAUAAGCGUAUUUAUGAGGGUAAAUGUCUGACAACGAAUAAGAAGCAGGCCUCCUACGUCUAUUCAAUGAUGGACUGGUUGUGGGCCAGAAUUAUUGCCGCACUACUAUUUCCAGUUCAUAUUUUGGCAAAGAAACUUGUUUACAAUAAAAUCCAUUCAGCUAUUGGAAUAUCAAAGGCCGGAAUAAGUGGAGGUGGUAGUUUGCCGUGGGAAGUCGACAAGUUUUUUGAGGCAAUUGGUGUGAAAGUUCAAAAUGGAUAUGGUUUAACAGAAACUUCACCUGUUAUUGCUGCUCGACGACCUGAAUGUAAUGUUCUUGGAUCUGUUGGGCAUCCAAUCCAUCAAACAAAAUUCAAAAUCGUAGACUCUGAAACUGAUGAAGUUCUUCCACCUGGUUCAAAAGGAAUUUUGAAAGUCAAGGGUCCCCAAGUGAUGAAAGGAUACUUCAAGAAUCCUGUAGCUACAAGUAAGGCCUUAGAUGGGGAUGGAUGGCUGGAUACUGGUGAUUUAGGGUGGAUUGUUCCCCAUCAUUCAAGUGGACGGAGUCGGCACUCCAGUGGUGUGAUUGUUGUGGAGGGUCGUGCUAAAGACACUAUAGUGCUUUCAACAGGCCUAGAAUUAGAAGUUGUUGUUGCAACUACUUGCCCUUGA
Sphenostylis stenocarpa is the source of this 1068-nucleotide messenger RNA. Lineage: Eukaryota; Viridiplantae; Streptophyta; Magnoliopsida; Fabales; Fabaceae. The record is from the annotation of a GenBank genome assembly.